This is a messenger RNA of Cuculus canorus (common cuckoo), 463 nucleotides long. RefSeq lists its product as uncharacterized. The annotation marks the transcript as partial. NCBI's taxonomy places the organism in Eukaryota, Metazoa, Chordata, Aves, Cuculiformes, Cuculidae. The record is from RefSeq and is a predicted model, not a curated record. The transcript has 3 exons.
UCGCCGCGGUUCGCGUCGGCCAUGUCGCGGUGCCACGUGCGGGCGGCCGAGCGCCUGACGGGAGCGGCGCUGCGCAACGGAGGGCUCUACGUCAAACUGGGGCAGAGCCUCUGCGCCUUCGACCAUCUGCUGCCCCCCGAGUACCCCCGGAGCCUGCGGCGCCUCGAGGACCGCGCCCUCAGCCGCGGCCGCCACGAGGUGGAUGAGCUGUUCCUGGAGGACUUCCAGCGCCCGGUUUCCGGACUCUUCCGUGAUUUCGACUACGAGCCGGUGGCGUCGGCCAGCCUGGCCCAGGUGCACCGCGCCACCCGCCACGACGGAACCACCGUUGCCGUCAAGGUCCAAUACAUCGAUCUCCGCGAUCGCUUCGAGGGCGACAUCCGAACGGUGGAGCUGCUGCUGCGCCUCGUGGAGUUCAUGCACCCCAACUUUGCCCUCGGAUGGGUGCUGCAGGUGAAGGGGG